AGAAUGACUGAGGAAUAUCGUAGUUCAAUCAGUUCGCGACCCACGUUCAAUCGAACUACUACGACGAGUUCCGGGAAUCGCGUCCUGAAAAUUGUGACGGAGAUGUCGUCAUCGUCUGUGGCCAGCGGACUUUCUCCAUACGGUCAAAAUGCAGCAUCAACAAUUCGAGAUGCCAGGGAGAGAGAAAAGAAGGAGAUGAGCGACCUUAACGAUAAACUGGCCAGCUAUAUUGAAAAGGUGCGCUUCCUCGAAGCGCAAAAUCGUAAACUGCAAGCUGAUUUGGAUAUGCUCCGUGGACGAUGGGGUAAAGACACGAGCAGUGUCCGCAGUAUGUACGAAGGAGAGUUGACUCAGGCUAAGAAGCUGAUCACCCAAACCGGCAAAGAAAAGGACGACUUGGAAAAGGAGAUUCGUAAACUUCAAGACGAACUGAAUGAAUUCCGUAGAAAAUUCGAGGAGGCGACGAAAGCUCGUCUUGUAGAUCGCGAAAAAAUUGAUGAGUUACUAGUCAAAUUGUCGAAUAUUGAAGCCGAGAUUAAUCUGCUGAAGAGGAGAAUAGCACUUCUUGAAGAAGAAAUUUCCCGUCUUAAAAAGGAAAACAUGCGCCUGAUGGCUGAACUUCAGCGUGCAAGAACUGACCUCGACCAGGAAACGCUGAAUCGUAUCGACUACCAGAAUCAGGUGGCAACAUUGUUGGAAGAAAUCGACUUCAUCAAUAGAGUUCACGAUCAAGAAAUCAAAGAACUGCAAGCAAUGGCAGCACGUGAUACAACGAGCGAGAAUCGCGAAUUUUUCAAGAAUGAGCUCGCAUCAGCUAUUAGAGAUAUCCGAAACGAAUAUGAUCAGAUGAUGAACACGAAUCGCAACGAUAUGGAGUCGUGGUACAAACUUAAAGUGCAGGAGAUUCAAACGCAGAGUGCUCGACAGAAUAUGGAGCAGGGUUAUCAGAAAGACGAGGUUAAACGCCUCCGCACCCAGCUCACUGACCUAAGAGGAAAACUAGCCGAUCUGGAGGGAAGGAAUGCUCUUUUGGAAAAACAGAUCCAGGAGUUGAACUAUCAGUUGGAGGACGAUCAACGUUCAUAUGAAGCUGCACUUAAUGAUCGUGACGCUCAGAUUCGUAAAAUGCGCGAAGAGUGCCAAGCUCUCAUGGUCGAACUGCAAAUGCUGCUCGAUACCAAACAGACCCUGGACGCUGAAAUUGCAAUUUAUCGCAAAAUGUUAGAAGGUGAAGGAGACGGUCCUGGUCUUCGGCAGCUUGUUGAGCAGGUAGUACGUACCACUGGCAUUAAUGAAGUGGCCGACACUGAAACAAUGCGUGUUGUUAAAGGUGAAACAUCGAGUAGAACCUCGUACACUCGAUCGGCCAAAGGAAACGUUUCCAUUCAUGAUCCAUCACCUGAAGGAAAAUAUGUUGUCCUUGAAAACACUCACCGCUCAAAGGAGGAGCCGAUUGGAGACUGGAAGCUCAAGCGAAAGAUAGACGGAAAGCGUGAAAUCGUCUAUUCCAUACCACACGAUUUUGUUUUGAAAGCUGGCAAAAGCGUCAAGAUCUGGGCUCGUGGACAAGGGGGAGUUCACAAUCCUCCUGAAUCACUUGUGUUCGAUGGUGAAGAUUCAUUUGGUGUUGGUUCUAACGUACAAACUAUCCUCUAUAACAGCGACGGCGAAGAGCGUGCCACACACAUCCAACGACAGAGUCAAAGCGCUACAUAA
Molecule: messenger RNA, 1716 nt
Organism: Angiostrongylus costaricensis
Lineage: Eukaryota; Metazoa; Nematoda; Chromadorea; Rhabditida; Metastrongylidae
Source: the annotation of a GenBank genome assembly